UGUGGUUCUGCAGAGAUGGAGGAGGCAGUGGUCGGGCUCGGCGCCGUCACGGUGCUGGGCGUCCUGGAACAAGUUUAUUUCUCCCUGCAGGUCAUCUAUGCCAGGAGGAAGUACUCGGUUUCCCCGCCCAGCACCAACGGACCGCCGGAGUUUGAGCGGAUCUUCAGAGCUCAAGUCAACUGUUCAGAGUAUUUCCCCAUCUUCAUCAUCGUGCUGUGGACAGCCGGAGUCUUCUUCAGCCAAGCUGUGUCCAGCUGCUGCGGCCUGCUGUAUUUAUACGGACGCCUGUGUUACUUCAGGGGAUACUCUGAGUCUGCACACGGACGUUUGGUGCCGCUCUACUUCAGCGCUAAGGUUCUGUGGGUUCUGAUCGGGUUCUCCUCUGUUGGUGUUCUCCUCACGUUCUGUCGAGUUUACCUGAACCUGGACCUGCUGCAGGAACUCGGCUUCUUCUGAUCCUGACGAGGAGGAGGAGCAGUGAUGAAGAUGAUGGUGCUCUGCAGACACACUGAAGUCUGACCAUUAAAUAUUAAUAAAGUAAAAAUUUGUCUUUUGAA
Messenger RNA from Austrofundulus limnaeus, 557 nucleotides. RefSeq names its product leukotriene C4 synthase (gene ltc4s). The record is from RefSeq and is a predicted model, not a curated record. The coding region runs from base 16 to 456 and encodes 146 amino acids. Gene Ontology annotation, molecular function: glutathione peroxidase activity; leukotriene-C4 synthase activity; glutathione transferase activity. The transcript has 5 exons. NCBI's taxonomy places the organism in Eukaryota, Metazoa, Chordata, Actinopteri, Cyprinodontiformes, Rivulidae. Gene Ontology annotation, cellular component: endoplasmic reticulum; nuclear envelope; membrane. Gene Ontology annotation, biological process: leukotriene biosynthetic process.